This is a messenger RNA of Hemibagrus wyckioides, 1496 nucleotides long. Its product is annotated as patatin-like phospholipase domain-containing protein 2. The transcript has 9 exons. The record is from RefSeq and is a predicted model, not a curated record. Gene Ontology annotation, molecular function: triacylglycerol lipase activity. Lineage: Eukaryota; Metazoa; Chordata; Actinopteri; Siluriformes; Bagridae. The coding region runs from base 16 to 1077 and encodes 353 amino acids. Gene Ontology annotation, cellular component: cytoplasm; lipid droplet; membrane. Gene Ontology annotation, biological process: triglyceride catabolic process; lipid homeostasis.
ACAUGCUUGAGGAACAUGCUCACCUCUAAUACCGAGUGGAAUAUUUCCUUUACUGGAUGUGGGUUUUUGGGAAUUUAUUAUUUUGGAGUAUACAGCUGUCUGUUGGAACGGGCUCAUCGACUGAUUAAAAGUUCCAAAAGAAUUUGCGGUGCUUCAUCCGGAGCGCUGAUAGCAGCCAUGAUAGUGUGCCAGAUGUCACCAGCAAAGUGCUGUGAAAAUCUGAUGGCAAUAGCCAAAGAGGCUCGAAAAGGCAUGUUGAGUUCCAUGCAUCCCUCCUUUAACCUGUUGAAGUUAACCAGGCAGCUGAUGAUCCGAGAUCUGCCUGAAAACGCUCACCUCCUUGCCAGUGGGAAACUGUGUGUGUCGCUCACACGGCUUUCAGAUGGCAAGAACGUGCUGGUGUCUGAGUUCACCAGUAGAGAUGAUCUCAUCCAGGCUUUAUUUUGUAGCUGUUUUUUCCCUGUGUACUGUGGAGUGGUGCCACCCCGCUAUCAUGGCACUCACUAUGUAGAUGGUGCUUUGAGCGACAGUACCCCAUAUUCCAGUCUAAAGAAUACCAUCACUGUCUCUCCAUUCUCUGGUGAAAGUGACAUCUGUCCAGAUGACAACCCAGUCUACUGCCAGGAAGUGAGAUACUGCAAUAUGAGCCUUAAUGUCAAUUUGGCUAACGUGCACCGUGUAGUCCAAGCGUUUUUCCCACCAGAACCUGAGGUUAUGGCAGAGUUCUGUCACAACGGAUAUAAAGAUGCGCUCGUGUUUCUGAAGGAAAACGAUCUCUUAGAACAGGAAUCAUUUAUGACUGAACAUAUACUAAACCACAGACAGGAUCAGUCUGGAUCAACCAGCAGACAGAGCUGUGUGUUGGAUAAACAGGAGAUGAACCUACUGCCUGCGUCCGUCCAGAAAGUCUUUUCUCAGGCUAGUAAGAAAGAUGAAUGGAAGAGUGAACUAUUUGCGGUGAAGUUGCUCACAUCCACGCUGAUGGUGUGUGUUUUGCCUGUAGAGGUCGUCUGCUUCAUGCUUCUGAGACUUGCUGGCUGGAUGAUGGAGAUGGCAUCUGAUCGUCUGUGCUUAUAGGAAGUCACCUCACAGAGAAGCAUAACACCACUGAAGGUUCCAACUCUACAUCCUUAAGUCAUCGGCAGUCCACUAUCACGUCCAAGUCCGUUCCUGGAUCGUGGGUGACGGUACAAAUAUACACAACGCACAAAAAUGGACUAGGCAGCAAAACAGGAAAAGGAAAUAUUUACACCCAGCUGCUUCUCUUAAAGUGUUUUUUUUCUUAGUAAGGUAAUUGCAAUUAGAAAUAAAGGACUAUUUGUGCUGAAGAGUCGCAUUACACCUGAAUAAGUUGAACACAAUAAAAUUUUAAUAGAGGAGAAAUGUAAUCAUGUUUACAAUAAGAGUAACAAAAUAGCACCAAGAGUGUUUUAUAUAAACAGUAAAAGCACAAUAAAUCAAAGGUUUUAAAAUUUCACGCAGUACCAUGUGCCAUA